AUGAAGGAAGUCAUCAAUUUUGCCGGUCCAUCGAGUAAGAUCGUUGAUAGUUCCAUCCCAGAGCCCGGAGAAGACGAUGUCUUCAUCAAAGUUGUGGUGUCGGGCACUAAUCCCAAGGAUUGGAAGCUGCCUGAUUUCGCUCAGGGCUAUCCGCACGACGAUGGUUCGAUGCUUGCCCGCGCCCGAAAUGGCCUGAACCAAGGGGAUGAUAUUGCAGGAAUAGUGGAAAAGGUCGGCAAGAACGUAGUGGAGUUCAAGCCCGGCGAACGUGUUGCGGGUUUUCACCGCAUGGCUACACCAGGAGGCUCAUAUGCAGAAUACGCUAUCGCGCCGAGCUGGACCACGUUCCAUCUGCCAACAAAAACCUCCUUUGAAGAAGCAGUAACUAUCCCGCUAGCAGGCUUGACGGCAGUGAUGGCCUUGUACGAGAAACUCUUGCUGCCUCUACCAUGGUCACCUGCAACGGAUUCAAUACCUCUAAUUGUCUACGGCGCAAGCACUGCAGUUGGUGCGUUUGCAAUCAAAUUAGCGCAGCUUUCCAACAUUCACCCAAUCAUCGCAAUUGCUGGCAAGGGAAUUCCCUUCGUGGAGACCUUGGUAGACAAAAGCAAAGGCGACAUCAUUAUCGACUAUCGUGGUGGAGCGGCACAGACGGUCAAAAGUAUCGAAGCGUACCUUACAGACACUGAGAAGCGCGUUGCAAAGCAUGCUAUGGACUGUGUUAUCGUGGAGCAAAGCGCCGAAGUACUGCGCCAGGUGGUUCCAUCCGAUGGCCACAUUACCUGGCUCUUCCCGAACACCUUCAACGUAUCGCCGAUCAAAGCCACAACGACUAAUGUUGGCUCUGCCCAUAAUCAAGACGGCUUGGGCGACUCUCGUGAGCUUGCAUUCGUUUUCUCACGUUGGUUCACUUAUGCUUUGCAAAAUGGCAAAUUCUCAGGCCACCCUUUUGAGAUUCGCAAGGGAGGAUUAGGGGCGGUGGAACAAGCUCUCAGAGACCUUAAGGAAGGAAAGGCCAGCGCAGUAAAGUAUGUCAUACCUAUCUAA
This is a messenger RNA of Cladophialophora psammophila CBS 110553, 1047 nucleotides long. RefSeq lists its product as uncharacterized. Gene Ontology annotation, molecular function: oxidoreductase activity, acting on NAD(P)H. NCBI's taxonomy places the organism in Eukaryota, Fungi, Ascomycota, Eurotiomycetes, Chaetothyriales, Herpotrichiellaceae. The record is from RefSeq and is a predicted model, not a curated record. Bases 1 to 1047 code for a protein of 348 amino acids. The transcript has 3 exons.